AUGUCAUUGCAACCUGCACCUGUUUCACAAUCCAACUUUCUUUACAAAAAAGUUCCACCAAUAUUACGUGCACCCACUACCAAGUCUAGUGGUAGCAGUCGUUCCUCUUUCUUUUCCUCAUCAGUUAAGUUAGCUGCUAGACCACCGCAACCGCAAGCUUGCUUAUCGUUGAACAAAAACGAUGACUCCAAUACCUCCGCCUCCAGUCUUCCUCCAGGACCAUGGAAGUUGCCUCUGCUAGGUAACAUUCACCAGCUAGUCGGAGCUCUUCCCCAUCACCGCCUAAGAGACUUGGCUAAAGCUUACGGGCCUGUCAUGUCUGUUAAACUCGGAGAAGUUUCUGCUGUCGUAAUUUCAUCAGUAGAUGCUGCCAAAGAGGUACUCAGGACUCAGGAUGUCAACUUCGCAGAUAGACCCCUUGUCCUGGCAGCAGAAAUUGUGCUAUAUAAUCGUCAGGACAUUGUAUUUGGGUCAUAUGGAGAGCAAUGGAGACAAAUGAGAAAGAUUUGCACACUGGAGUUGCUUAGUAUUAAGCGCGUUCAAUCUUUCAAAUCGGUCAGGGAAGAAGAGCUUUCUAAUUUUAUCAGAUACCUUCACUCAAAAGCUGGAUCUCCUGUUAACCUUACUCAUCACUUGUUUUCUUUAACAAAUUCCAUUAUGUUUAGAAUUUCCAUUGGUAAGAAAUACAAAAAUCAAGAUGCACUUUUGAGAGUCAUCGAUGGCGUCAUUGAAGCUGGAGGAGGUUUCAGUACUGCUGAUGUGUUUCCUUCCUUUAAAUUCCUUCACCACAUUAGCGGAGAGAAGUCUAGCCUUGAGGACUUGCACCGAGAAGCAGACUAUAUACUAGAAGAUAUCAUAAAUGAACGCAGAGCCUCCAAGAUUAAUGGUGAUGAUCGAAACCAAGCUGAUAAUCUCUUAGAUGUUAUUUUAGAUCUUCAGGAAAACGGAAAUCUCGAAAUCGCUCUAACCAAUGACAGCAUCAAAGCAGCCAUUCUGGAAAUGUUUGGUGCUGGCAGCGACACAUCCUCAAAAACCGCUGAAUGGGCACUGUCAGAGUUGAUGAGGCACCCAGAAGAAAUGGAAAAGGCACAAAAAGAAGUAAGGCAAGUCUUUGGUAAAGAUGGAAAUUUGGAUGAAACUCGACUUCAUGAAUUAAAAUUCUUGAAGUUAGUUAUCAAAGAAACCUUAAGAUUGCAUCCUCCAGUAGCAUUGAUUCCAAGAGAAUGCAGGCAAAGGACUAAGGUUAAUGGAUAUGACAUAGAUCCCAAAACUAAGGUUCUCGUCAAUGUUUGGGCAAUUUCAAGGGAUCCAAAUAUAUGGACUGAAGCAGAGAAAUUCUACCCGGAAAGAUUUCUUCACAGUUCCAUUGAUUACAAGGGCAAUCAUUGUGAAUUUGCUCCAUUUGGAUCUGGAAAAAGAAUAUGCCCUGGUAUGAACUUAGGUUUAACUAAUCUUGAACUCUUCCUUGCCCAAUUACUGUAUCACUUUAACUGGGAACUUCCUGAUGGAAUAACACCUAAGACUCUUGAUAUGACAGAAUCUGUCGGUGCUGCAAUUAAAAGAAAGAUAGAUCUUAAAUUGAUUCCUGUUCUAUUUCAUCCUUAA
This is a messenger RNA of Ricinus communis (castor bean), 1605 nucleotides long. RefSeq names its product premnaspirodiene oxygenase. Lineage: Eukaryota; Viridiplantae; Streptophyta; Magnoliopsida; Malpighiales; Euphorbiaceae. Gene Ontology annotation, molecular function: iron ion binding; heme binding; oxidoreductase activity, acting on paired donors, with incorporation or reduction of molecular oxygen. The record is from RefSeq and is marked provisional.